GAGGAGUCAAGCGAGGGAAGGAGCAGCUGGAGUCCAACACUUCGCCCUCUCUCUCUUCUCCUCGGAAAAAGCGCACAAAAUGCACUAACUCUCCACGCGCUUCUCUGACGCUUCUGUUGUUUUUACGCACAUCUGCGGUCUGCUAUCGGCAGAUAUUAUCGGCAGACUGAUGGUGGUGGUCCGGCGGUGGUUGAACACAGCAAACUGUGAGAAGGAGGAGAAAGACACACAAGAACGCAAACUCUGGCAGCGACCGUCUGGAGUUGGACUUGCAGCGUGAAAAAAAAGUCCCAGGCAACUCCAGAGGCACAUCUGCAACUUAGGAAGAGGGGAAGAAGAAAGAAGACAGAUCGUUUUCUCCCACAAGAUAAUCAGCAGAGUCACUAGGAAAGAAUUAUCCCGUCUCCAUGAGGUAUUGAGGAAUGAGCAAUCGCUAUGGAAACCCACUCCCAGGCCAGUUCAGCAGCUGAGAAGAAGAAGAGGGUGGAGACCAUUGUGGCGACCAAGGGCUCAUCAGCACGGAAUGACAUCAGUGAGAAGGCCGUGGCCUCCAGCACCACGUCAAACGAGGACGAGAGUUCAGGCACGCCGUACCACCGUGAGAGGCGCAAUGCUAUCAGCUCCCAGGCCCCGACCCCCGGAGAGGAGCCCUCCACCUCCACGGACGAGCGCCCGUCGUUGCUCAAGAAGGAGCUGCACGGCUCUCUGCCCCACCUGGGUGACCACGCGCUGCCCUACCGAGGGACCCUGUUCGCCAUGGACCCCCGCAACGGCUACCUAGACUCGCACUAUCCUGCGCCACAGUUCUUCCCCACCUUCCAUCCUCCUGUGCCCAUUGACGACAGACACGCCCAGGGCCGCUACAUCUACGAGCCGGCGCCGGUGCCACCGCUUCACAUGCCUCCUGCGCUGGCGGGCAGUCCGGCGUUCUCCGACAUCUCCCUCAUCCGGAUCUCGCCCCAGCGGAACCCCUCCGUGGGGGCGGAGUCGCCGUUCCAUCCGCCGCAUCCCUACAUGAACCCAUACAUGGACUACAUCCGCUCGCUCCACAGCAGCCCGUCCAUCUCCGUUCUGUCAGCCACCCGGGGCCUCAGCCCCGCAGAUGCCCCUCACGCCGGUCUGACCACAGCUGAGUAUUAUCACCAGAUGGCCCUGCUGGCCGGGCACCGCAGCCCCUACACAGCCGACCUGCUCCCGUCCGUAGCGUCCACCGCCGGCGCCAGCAACGCCAGCGCCCUGCACAUGGAGUACCUGCAGGCCAUGGACGGUUCUCGCUUCCCGAGCCCGCGGCUGCCGUCGCGGCCCAGCAGGAAGCGGCCCCUGCCCAUCUCGCCGCUCUCCGAGCACAGCUUCGACCUGCAGACCAUGAUCCGCCACUCGCCCAACUCGCUCGUCACCAUGCUCAACACCUCGCGCUCCAGCUCCUCCACCAGCGGCUCCUACGGGCACCUCUCCGCCGGGGCCAUCAGCCCCGCGCUGAGCUUCGCCUACCCUCCGACCCCGGUGGCUCUGCACGUGCACCAGCAGCUGAUCGGCCGCCAGCCGGGCAUCGUGGGCUCGGCCUUCGGCCACAGCCCGCCGCUCAUCCACCCGACGCCGGCCUUCGCCACCCAGAGGCCCGUGCCGGGCAUCCCUCCCUCGGGGCUCAGCGCCAGCGAGCGCUCGGCCAUCUCCGGCGACUCCUCGCAGACCAAGCCGACGAGCGAGUCCGCGGUGAGCAGCACCGGAGACCCCAUGCACCACAAACGCUCCAAAAUGAAACCGGAGGAGGAGAUGCCGAGUCCCGGAGCAGUGAGCGUCCAGGAUCACCCGGACGGGAUGACUCUGGUGAAGGAAGAAGGGGACAGAGAUGAGAGCAAGCAGGAGCCAGAGGUGGUUUAUGAGACCAACUGCCACUGGGAAAACUGCUGCCGCGAGUUUGACACACAGGAGCAACUUGUGCAACACAUCAACAAUGACCACAUCCACGGGGAGAAGAAGGAGUUCGUGUGCCGGUGGGAGGAAUGCUCUCGAGAGCAGAAGCCCUUCAAGGCACAGUACAUGCUGGUGGUCCACAUGCGGAGACACACUGGGGAAAAGCCACACAAGUGCACAUUCGAAGGCUGCACCAAGGCCUACUCGCGUCUGGAAAACCUUAAGACCCACUUGCGUUCCCACACAGGAGAGAAACCUUACGUGUGUGAGCACGAAGGCUGCAACAAAGCCUUCUCCAAUGCCUCCGACCGGGCAAAACAUCAAAAUCGCACGCACUCAAAUGAGAAACCGUACGUGUGUAAAAUCCCAGGCUGCACCAAGCGCUACACGGACCCCAGCUCCCUGCGGAAGCACGUGAAGACCGUGCACGGGCCCGAAGCGCACGUCACCAAGAAGCAGCGCGGCGACUACCCGCGGCCCCCGCCCCAGCCCCGGGAGCCGGGGGGCAACAGCCAGGGCCGCUCGCCGGGACACCUGCCCCUGGGCGCAUACGUGGACCAAAGGGAGUACAACCACGCUACCUCAAAACAGGACGAAUGUCUGCAAGUCAAGUCCAUCAAGACAGAGAAGCCCAUGACGUCUCAGCCAAGCCCUGGCGGUCAGUCUACAUGCAGCAGUGACCAGUCCCCCGUCGGCACCUAUCCCAGCAGUGGAGUCCAGCUUGCUGUGAGCGCCGGACGCUCGCCAGGGGAGGGGCUGGUGGAGGACGAGGAGGACGAUGAAAACGCAGGAGAGGCGGAGGAGGAGUGUGAGGGGGAGCCAGCCCCCAUCAUGGACUCCACCGUCUCCACAGCCACCGCGGCCAUGCUGACCCUGCAGGCGAGGCGAAGCGUCGGUCGCCCCCUGCGCUGGAUGGAGCACGUCAAGAUGGAGAGGCUGAAGCAGGUGAAUGGAGCGGUGCCCAGGCUGGGGCCCCUGUCCCCUACGCCGCCCCCCAGAGGUUCCACGCUACCUAACAUCCUGGGGAAGGGAUCCUGUCUGGGCCGGUCGCUGGGGCUGCCCACCCCUCAGCCACCUGCUCACGCCGAGCUGGGCAGCACGGAGCUCACUGUGCUCACUUUGCUCCGGGACCGACGCGACAGCAGCGGCAGUGCCACCAGUUCGGCCUACCUGAGCAGCAGCCGGCGCUCCUCGGGCAUCUCCCCCUGCUUCUCCAGCCGGCGCUCCAGCCAGGCUUCUCAGGGCGAGGGCACGAUGGCAGCCGCCCACCACCGGCGUAUCCACAACCUCAGCUCCACUGAUUCCUAUGACCCCAUCUCCACCGACGCCUCCCGCCGAUCUAGCGAGGCCAGCCAGUACGGGGGUGGGGCAGGGGGAGGCGGGGGAGGCGUGUUCUCAGGGGGCGGGUGUGGAGGUGUCGGAGCGGUAGGCGUGGGGGGAGGAGGGUCAAGGGGGGUGUUUAAUUUAACCCCAGCACAGCACUAUCACCUGAAAGCCAAGUAUGCAGCAGCGACCGGUGGCCCGCCGCCGACGCCUCUGCCCAACAUGGAGCGCAUGAGCUUGAAGACUCGCAUGGCCAUGAUGGAUGAGGGCGGUAGCGACCACUGCUUGCCGCCUCUUGUCAGGCCCCAUCAGUGUAGCGAUGGCACCAGUGGGUACGCCAACGGCCAUGCGGGACAUGCCGUCUACAGGAGGAGGGUCCUCUACCCUGGCGAGGGAGCACUGAACGGGACCCGGAGGGCCAGUGACCCGGUGCGGACGCACGCUCCUGAUAUUUGCACUCUGCCCCCAGUGCAGCGCUUCAGCAGCCUUAACAACCUCCACCCUCUUCCGCCUCUGUCUCACCACUCGUCACCCGAAAUUCACAACUUCAGCCUACAGAACUAUACCUGCUCAGAAGGGAACCUUCAGAGGCGCCUGCAGCACUCGCCCUACACUCCAAGCAUUACGGAGCACGCAGCCUUAGAGGCCUUGGCCAUGGACGAUGAUGGGGACGCCGGCCUAUUGCUUGGCGAUGAGGAAAUGCUGCCAGACGACCUGGUGCAGUAUCUUCACUCCCAGGUUCAGGUGGACGGUGGCCCCUAUAUGCAUGAAGACCAAAUACCUUCCACCCAAAGGAAUGCAUCUCUGGAGGGACUGGAAUCGAUCCAGACGGGGCUAAACAUGACCCUCCCUGGGACCCAGAUCCUCCAUCAGCAGCAGCAGCAGCAGCAGCAGCAGCAGAUAGCCAAGCGAAAGAGUCCCAGUAAGCUUCCAAUCCAGUGGAAUGAAGUGAGCUCUGGGAGUGCUGACAGGUCGCCUCCAAGGGAGCAAAGCCACCAGACACAGUGUGCAAGGUGGUCAGGCACAGAACCUGGACCUGCAUCUGCACCUUUUGGCAGGUUUGGAAACAUGGUGGUUCAGCAACAAGUGUCCCUUGACUUACAGAACAAUAGUGCUCAAACCAACUCGUCUCAAAGUGCUUUCUGUGUCAACUCUGGGGUGAAGAUAGAGCCCUUGCCUAAUUCCUGCAUGGAGAUGAGAGGCGGUGGUCACGGCUCUGCUAACACCUUUACUAGGCCCAAUUUCACACAGGUCCUUGACGGUUCUCUUCCACAGGGUUUCAAACAACAGGCCUCCAAUGGAGCUCUGAAACAGAACCAGUUCCAGCUAAGCCACGACGGCUCUUGUCAGGUUGGAAACAACCUAAUCCUGAGCAGGGAAACCGUCGACAACCUCUCAAGUGUCUCUAGGGGACCUGCUCUUUAUCAGAAUCGACAGGUCCAUGCCCCUUGUCCACCAGUCAACGCUCACAGGAACUCGGUCAGGGCCCAGCAGUACCUCAAUUCAAAGAGCGCUAAUGAAAUCCAGACUAGCCUCAACCAGCAACAACAGCUGCAGAGUGGCGACCACUGUGCCCUCGCACACCAGGUAUCUGGACUGAAGUUGGAGGCCCCAGACCAUGGGUUCUUAGAACAGGGCUUCGGGGAUUCCCUCCCUUUUGAUCCAGUGGAUCGUAAACCCUCGUCCUACCCUUCCCUGGAGGACCGCUGCCUGCUUGAGGCCAUGGCGGAGUCUGUGGGAGAUGGCGGCAGCAGGAAUUCCGUGGCUCUCCUGUCUCCUGGUACAGACCAGGUGACCAGCACGGUGGACGGCAGCAUGCCUGCUGUGCUGGAUGAGGCGGUAGGCCUGGACUUUGGUAUUAUGCUGGAGGACGGCUAUGACCAGGGCAGCUUGGCCUCGGGGGUGCUGAGCCCCUCCAUCUUUCAGGGUCUGUCCAGGACGUCAUCACGCCUCACCACUCCCCGUGCUUCUGCAACUUUCCACAGCGUGGCCCCUGGCCUAAACAACAUGGCUAUUGGAGAUAUGAGCUCCCUCCUCACAACCCUUGCUGAGGAGAGCAAGUUCCUAGCUAUCAUGCAGUAGCUGCUUUAUCCCUCUCCCGCUCUCUCUCUCUCUCUCUCUCUCUGCUUUCUCCUCUCUUAGGAAAAUGGAAAAAAGGAAGAGUAAAACUGUGGUGUAUGUGAAGAUUAAGAUAAAAGUGACAAAUAUGAGAACUUAUGUACUUAUGUUCUGGCGGUUGCCAAAUCCAUUUAUACUGUACAAAUAUCUCACAAAGGAAUGAGAUGUGUCAAAAUUAUGUAUAGAUGAAUAGUUAUAUUCCUUUUAUGGAAUGGAGGCUAUUUUUGGAAGCCCUUCAGUUUGUAUUACUAUGUGACGUUGAGCAAAACCUCACUUCUUUGAAACAGUAUUCUGUGUUGUCGCUGUUGGUAAAAAUGCAUGCGUGCCAGACUGAACACUGAUCGCCGUCUAUGUGAGAGCACAGACGCGCCAUCGAGCAUCGAACGUUCUCCAACAGGACACUGAAUCCAUUCUCGUUCCAACAGGUGAGAUGUGGGUCGAGAAUUAAACAGGCUCUGAUCUUAACGUUAUAUAUCAUAGGUUUUAAUAAGUGAUAUAUUUACAUUUGUUUUCAUUUUGUUAAUAUGUUCUUUUUGUGAAUCUGUAAAUGUUACAGUGCUUCUACCAGUUUUUAAUCCAGUGGUGUUUCUUUGUCAACAUGGUUUUGAACCAAUUGAUGGACAGCACAUCCAAGUUUCAAGGCACCACAGAUCGUUGCCUACUUGAUAUGUAACCGGCUCGGUUUAGUUAGUCUGGUGCGGUACUUACAAAUGUAUAUAACAGUGUUUUUAUAUUCUGUUUGUGAUAAUCAGAUUCUUGAUGUUGGGACAGUUUUCCGUGGUGAUCAGACGUCCCACGGUGCGCUUAAAUAGUACUUUAUGGUUUAAAUCUGUUUUAAUGACCAGCAGUGGUCCAGCCCACAUACAUUUUGCUCUGUAAAGUGGUGUCUUGUUUUAUAGGAAAUCAUUGGUAUUGUUUCCUCCAAAGCUCUGUCAUUCAGAAUGUGUACUGCCACCAAGUAUUGCAGUGACUGUCAACAGUGUUAGUGUUGCCUUGCAGUCAUGCGCGACUGCACAAAGAAUAAUAAGUAGAUUACUUUUUGUUCAGCAUCAGAGCAAUGAGGUACGUAUUGUUUUACUGUCGUUUUGGUACUUUGCCAAUUUUGUAGCUGUGCAUUGAUUGUGAUUUUCUUUUUUUUUUUUUGAAGAAGUAGAAAUGAUUCCCUUCAACAGAAGGGAAUUACAUUGAGGUAUGUGCCUUAUACGUAUCUGCCUGUCGGUAAAGAAUGAUCACUGCCAAUCUUCCAUUGUGAAUUAUAAAAAACAUAAACAUUUAACAUGUAAAGUCUUGUGAGACGUGACAGAAUCUUUAUAUAAGAAAAGUCUGAAUAUCAGAAAAGUUCAUGUUUGCAAAAAGCAAACAUUCUACGUUCCUUUGGCAUUUUUUUGUUUGUUUGUUUCACAUCUAUUGUGCGUUUAUAUAUAAUGUGUAAAUACAAUAAUCUUUCUGUAGGUUUAGCAGAGAACAUGGAGAGAAUCCUGGGGCCAAUAAAGAAUCGACUUGGCCCCAGGUAAAGGCCAGAGAGAUCUGGCUCAGAGUGGAGCUUCAGGUGCCCAGCACUGCCCCUCUGCCAGAAGAGCCACUUUGCUCUUUUAUAACUGACUACAAAUGUUUGUAUGGUUUUAAUAAAAAAAAAAAAGGAA
This is a messenger RNA of Betta splendens (Siamese fighting fish), 6998 nucleotides long. It is a transcript of the gene gli3, whose product is annotated as GLI family zinc finger 3. The transcript is spliced from 15 exons. The coding region runs from base 436 to 5319 and encodes 1627 amino acids. Gene Ontology annotation, molecular function: DNA-binding transcription factor activity, RNA polymerase II-specific; RNA polymerase II cis-regulatory region sequence-specific DNA binding. Gene Ontology annotation, cellular component: nucleus. NCBI's taxonomy places the organism in Eukaryota, Metazoa, Chordata, Actinopteri, Anabantiformes, Osphronemidae. The record is from RefSeq and is a predicted model, not a curated record. Gene Ontology annotation, biological process: regulation of transcription by RNA polymerase II; smoothened signaling pathway.